GGAGGCAGGCCGCCCUCGACGUUCAUAUUCACAUAGAAGGAAAUGGCUUGGAGCGGUUGCUCAGUAACGCCCUACACGACCAGGCUCCUGGGGCUGGAUCUGCGGUGCCCUGGCGGCCCUGGGACAGUGGCGGAAGCUCCUGUUCGUUUAGGGCUGCACGAAGCAGCUUCCCCCGAGCCCAGGGUCGGACCCCCGAUGUCGGCUUCAGACGCCCCGCGUUUGCACAGUUUUGCUCCCCGUGUAGUUUGAGUUUACGAAGAGGAAACCAGGAGCGACACGGGCUGCAUACUGAAUCUUUAACGGAUGUAGCUUGGUGAUCGAGUCUGUGUUCGCUUGCUCGGAAGGCGGUGCCCUUGGUUUUCCUGCUGAGCUCCUUGCUAGUUAGCAAGGCCCUGAAACUGGAAUGGGCUAGAGAUGUGUAACCACCUAGACACUGCCCUCUGCAGCCCGUGCGAGUCAAGUUCAUAAACUCGCUUCUAAGGGUUGUUUAGGUCGAUUAGUCCCCGCGCUCCUCUGUGUGGGCCACUCUCACGGCUACCUUCCUGCUCCGCACGCACGCUGUCGGCUUGCAAAAAGCAACAUGGACCUCAAAGUUGCAGGCAUUGAAUUUCUGGUUUAUGUUAGCCCUCCCCUCCGCCCCCAAGAGCUAGGUUGGUUUCUGCAGUUGCACAAAGCCACAGAACUCUCACACCUGUGGAGAUCAGAAUUCCCUACUGUGGGCCUCCGCGGGGCUCGGGUUUCUUCAGCUGCCCCAUCCCUGUGUGUAGUUGAUCCCAGGUCUCACCCCGAGAUCUCCCUGUGUGCUUGACUGAUAGACCUUUUAAAUCCUACCUGCAAACGGCUCUCUGGCCUCUUUCUGCUGUUCUACACUGACCUGUUUGCCUCCCGAGGUGUGCUUGGGUCCCCUGGAAUUGCACCUCCGCCUAGCCAGCUGCAGCGGAAUACAGUAAUGAGUUCGUGGCCUAGCAACCUCCGAAGUGGCCAAAGCAAAGGAGAUUUGGUGAUGGAGGCUUUGUUGGAAGGAAUGCAAAAUCGGGGGCAUGGUGGGGGGUUUUUGACAUCGUGUGAAGCAGAACUACAAGAGCUCAUGAAACAGAUCGACAUCAUGGUGGCUCAUAAAAAAUCAGAGUGGGAAGGGCAGACUCACGCUCUGGAAACUUGCUUGGACAUCCGUGAGCAGGAGCUCAAGACUCUCAGGGGCCAGUUGGAAAUGAAACACAAGGAGGUUGGAAGGUUGCAUCAGCAGAUGGAAGAACAUGAGAAAAUCAAGCAAGAGAUGGCUAUGGAGUAUAAACAAGAGUUAACGAAACUACAUGAAGAAUUAGGCAGACUGAAAAGAAGCUAUGAAAAGCUGCAGAAAAAGCAAAUAAGAGAAUUCAGAGGAAAUGCCAAAAAUCACAAAGAAGAUCGUUCUGAAAUUGAGAGGUUAACUGGAAAAGUAGAGGAAUUCCGUCAGAAGUCGCUGGACUGGGAGAAGCAGCGUUUGAUUUAUCAGCAACAGGUGUCUUCUCUGGAGGCACAGAGGAAGGCGCUGGCUGAACAGUCAGAGAUAAUUCAGGCUCAGCUCGCCAACCGGAAACAGAAGUUGGAAUCUGUGGAGCUCUCCAGCCAGUCGGAGAUCCAGCACCUGAGCAGCCGCCUGGAGCGGGCCAACGACACCAUCUGUGCCAACGAGCUGGAGAUCGAGCGCUUGACCAUGAGGGUCAAUGACUUGAUUGGAACCAACAUGAACAUUCUGCAGGAGCAGCAGCAAAAGGAAGACAAGUUGAGGGAGUCCGAAAAACUGUUAGAGGCUCUUCAGGAAGAGAAGAAAGAAUUGAAGGCCAGUCUUCAGUCCCAAGAAAAUCUCAUCCGUGAGGCAAGAUUGCAGAAGGAAAGCCUACAAGCCAGAUUAAAGGCAGCUGACUUUCAGUGCACAGCAGAGGCCCCAAGGCUACCAGCGGGGUCUCAGGUGGAAAAGAAGGAGGUCUGUCCAGGGCAGGGGGACCUGGACAGUGUGCUCUCCCAGCUGGAUUUUACCCACACCAGUGAAGAGCUCCUGCAGGCGGAGGUCACCCGUCUCGAAGGCAGUUUGGAAUCUGUGAGUGCAACGUGCAAACAGCUGAGCCAAGAAUUAAUGGAAAAAUAUGAAGAAUUGAAGAAGAUGGAAAUACAUAACAAUGAAUACAGGGCAGAGAUUAAGAAGUUGAAAGAACAGAUUUUACAGACUGAACAAAGUUACAGUUCUGCUUUAGAAGGAAUGAAGAUGGAAAUCUCCCAGCUAACAAGGGAGUUACAUCAACGAGAUAUCACCAUUGCUUCUGCUAAGUGUUCCUCCUCAGACAUGGAAAAGCAGCUGAAAGCAGAGAUGCAAAAAGCAGAAGAAAAAGCAAUAGAGCAUAAGGAGAUUUUGAGUCAGCUGGAGUCACUCAAGUUAGAAAAUCGUCGUCUUUCUGAAACAGUAAUGAAAUUGGAAUUGGGCUUACAUGAGGCAAAAGAGAUCUCACUAGCAGAUCUUCAGGAGAAUUAUAUUGAUGCAUUAAAUAAAUUAGUGUCCGAAAAUCAGCAACUACAGAAAGAUUUGUUGGAUACCAAAUCUCAGCUGGAGAUUUCUACUCAGAUGUGCAAAAAAAAAAUUGACAGAACUUUCAAACCAACACAGAGCAGAACAACUGAGUUCAAGGAAACGGAGUUCAAGCCAACCCACAGCCAGCGCAGGCCUGGUGAGGCAAAGGCUGAGCACUACAAAGCAGGUCUGCAUCCCCCCCGAGGACAGCCGGCGGACAGUCCUGAGCCCCUGGCCAGGGUCCUCAGCCCCCUGACUUCUCCGAUCAGCCCUUGCAGCUCCACCGUCUCUUUGCCUUCUUACUUUCUGUGUCAGACUCACUCUUUGCCUUCCACGCUAGAUAUGAAUGAAGCCAACUUUUCUGACAGUGUAUCUGAGAGUAUGAAUGACCAAGAAGAGUUUCUGUCUUCGUCUUCUCUGCCUGUGUCCCCCCUUGGUUCGAUAGCUACCCGGUUUUUGGAAGAGGAGGAGCUGCGGUCUCAUCAUAUUCUAGAGCGACUGGAUGCGCACAUUGAAGAACUAAAAAGAGAGAGUGAAAAGACAGUGAGGCAGUUCACAACCCGAGUGUAGCCUCCGAGAAAGUCAGAAACGAGCACGCAUAAACAACACCCGAGAGUUCGUCAUCUCGACUAGCAGCUCUUUAAAACAAACAUAAUUUUUACAGAUAACACGUACUAAAGCGGGGGCGAUGAAGUCGAGAAAACUGCCUCAGACAUUUACAGUGCACUGGUUUGUUUGGAGGACGUCUUCCAGCAAUAACUUGUGAAAAUAAACCACUUUGCAGACUUU
Oryctolagus cuniculus (rabbit) is the source of this 3334-nucleotide messenger RNA. Lineage: Eukaryota; Metazoa; Chordata; Mammalia; Lagomorpha; Leporidae. The record is from RefSeq and is a predicted model, not a curated record.